AUGGGUGCCGUUGAUUUCGCUACUUUUCACAAUGUCAUUAAUGGCAAGCUGACAACCACGGAUCACAAACGUCGCGGCAUCAAUCCGGCCACAAGAGAGCCAAACCCAGAGGUGCCACUUUCCACCCCCACAGAUGUCGAUUCUGCUGUUGAAGCAGGGCAAAUUGCUUUCAAAUCUUGGUCCAAAACGCCCUGGGUAGAGCGCAAGAAAGCGUUGCUUGCUUUUGCUGAUGCCUUGGAAUCUUACCAAGAACAAUUUCGGAAGCUUCUGGUACAGGAGCAAGGAAAACCUAUGUGGUUAGCUAAAAUUGAAGUUGAAUAUGGUAUCAGAUUUUUGCGAACAACUGCUGAUCUCGAGCUCAAAGAGGAGAUUGUUGAAGAUAAUGAAGAGAGAAAGAUGCUUGUUCGCUACACAGCUCUCGGUGUAGCAAUUGGGAUUGUCCCCUGGAACUUUCCCUUUCAUUUAUCGUUGAUGAAGCUUGCUCCAGCGGUUCUAACCGGAAAUACCAUUAUCCUAAAGCCAUCACCAUUCACUCCUUACUGUAACUUGAAAAUUGGGGAAAUUGCUCAGCAAGUUCUUCCGCCAGGCGUGGUUCAGGUCCUGAGCGGCGAUGAAAGUCUUGGUCCCUGGCUAACGGCCCAUCCUGGUCCAGCAAAAAUUAGUUUCACAGGAUCAUCCGCAACUGGGAAAAAGAUCAUGGAAAGCGCGAGUAAGACACUGAAGCGAGUUACGCUCGAACUUGGCGGAAACGAUCCGGCAAUUAUCUGCGCAGAUGUGGAUAUCGAAACAGUAGCCCCUCAAGUGGCCAUGAAAGCAUUUUUCAAUUCAGGGCAGGUGUGCGUUGCUGUUAAGCGUCUCUUUGUCCACGAAUCUAUAUAUGAGAAUUUUCGAGAUGCGAUUGUUCGUGCCACUCAAGCCUUCAAAGUUGGCGAUGGAAAUGAGCCCGGCGUGGUUUUAGGCCCGAUCCAGAACUCAAUGCAAUUUGAGAGAGUGAAAGGGUUUAUUGCAGACAUAGAGCAGGAGAAGUGGAACGUAGCUCUGGGCGGAAAAGUUGAUACCAGCAAGCCAGGGUAUUUCGUUGAGCCCACUAUCAUUGACAAUCCACCAAUGGAUUCCCGGAUUGUUACCGAGGAGCCAUUUGGGCCCAUUGUUCCUAUGGUAAGCUGGAAAAACGAAGCCGCUGUCAUCAAAUCAGCGAAUGACACCAAAAUGGGCCUUGGAGCGUCCGUAUGGUCAAAUGAUCCGAAACAAGCACGGCGAAUUGCUGACCAGCUAGAAUCUGGCCUUGUUUGGAUUAACACACAUGAGGAAUCUUCCUUCCUGGCGCCGUUUGGUGGGCAUAAAGAAAGCGGCAUUGGAUAUGAAGGCGGCAUUGGUGGCUUGAAGAGCUAUUGCAAUGCGCAAACCCUUGUUGUGAGAAAGAAACCUCAGCAACCCAUAAUGUAA
Messenger RNA from Ophidiomyces ophidiicola, 1446 nucleotides. RefSeq lists its product as uncharacterized. Lineage: Eukaryota; Fungi; Ascomycota; Eurotiomycetes; Onygenales; Onygenaceae. Gene Ontology annotation, molecular function: aldehyde dehydrogenase (NAD+) activity. The transcript is spliced from 6 exons. The record is from RefSeq and is a predicted model, not a curated record. Bases 1 to 1446 code for a protein of 481 amino acids.